Messenger RNA from Cydia splendana, 2941 nucleotides. RefSeq lists its product as uncharacterized. Gene Ontology annotation, molecular function: cytokine activity; frizzled binding. Lineage: Eukaryota; Metazoa; Arthropoda; Insecta; Lepidoptera; Tortricidae. The record is from RefSeq and is a predicted model, not a curated record. Gene Ontology annotation, biological process: neuron differentiation; cell fate commitment; multicellular organism development. Gene Ontology annotation, cellular component: extracellular region. The coding region runs from base 271 to 1668 and encodes 465 amino acids. The transcript is spliced from 8 exons.
AUCCGGCGACCAGUGGCCGCGCGGCGCGAGUCGCGGGCGACAGCGGGCGGCGCGGCGGCGCGCGGCUGACCGCCGGACGGCUGCGCUCCCGUGCUCCCGCGGUCUCGCGACCCAGUGCAUUCUGUCGCGGACGCAGCUAGGGCACACUCGGCCACGACUGCUGUCGCCUCGGUCCUAUCGCUACUUUACGACGUAUUCCCGCCAAAUAUUUUAAUAUACGUGUAAUACGUCUUCGCGUUUCAUGGCAUAAGUGCGCUAUUUUGUUUUGUAAUGCGUUGUUUUAAUGUGUUUUUGAUUCUUUUGUUUAUGUUUUUACCGAAGUCGACGGAGGCGAUUCGAUGGCUGGCGCUGCACGAGAGCGAAGGCAACUGGACGGAGGUUGACUGCACGACGGCGAGGCGCGAUGGAGCGCUGUGGGCCGGCCAGGCUCGCGCGUGCCGACGGCAGCCGGGGGCGAUGGCGCACGUGGCGGCGGCCGCGCGGCUGACGCGCGCCGCCUGCCUCGCCGCGCACGCCGGCGACCGCUGGAACUGCUCCUCUAUCGAGCGCUCGCCCAACUACUCGCCGGACCUACUCACCGGUACCCGCGAGCAAGCGUACGUGUACGCGAUGUCCGCAGCGGCGUUGGCGUGGUCUGUGGCGCGCGCCUGCGCGGCGGGCGCGCUGCCGGCGUGCUCGUGCGCCGCGCCGCCGCGUGCGCCGCCCCGCCCGCCGCGCCAGGCGCACGUCACGCCCGCUGAGCCGCACGCGAGGUUCAAGUGGGGCGGCUGCGGGGACAAUUUUCAGUGGGCUGAGAGAUUUGCCAAGCAAUUCAUAGACAUGCAUGAGAUUGACGUUCGGGAUGGUAAAUUGGAGGAGUUGAUCGAAGUGGAGACGACUACCACCGAACUACCGACCACGUUAGACCCGACCACGCCGGCGCCCGUGGUGAUCCUCGUGGACGACCAGCCGGCGCCGGCGCCCGACAACGCCAGCGUGACGGCACGCCCGCGAAAGAAGGGACGCCGUGGGCGCAAACGGCUGCCGCGCUCGCCUCGUCGAGGCAGGCCCACGAGGAAACGGUUCAGACCAAGAUACGAUUUUGAGGAUGGGAGUUCCAGAUACCGCAACUUGGAGUAUCGCAUGGCCGCCGACGACCCCCGCUUCGACCCGCAGGUGGACUUGCGCACGAGACUGCAGCGCCUGCGCCCGUUCAUCGCCUCCGCCAACCUCAUCAACGUCCGUUUUGGCAGAAAGGCAGUAUCAUUAGCGAUGCGCACCAAGUGCACGUGCCAUGGCGUGUCAGGGUCGUGCUCGGUGCGCACGUGCUGGCGCGCGCUGCCUCCAUUGGCGCGCGUAGCGGCCGCGCUCGCGGGCGAGGCGGCGCGCGCCGGCCCGCUGCGCCCGCGCCGCCGUGCGCGCCGCGCCAAGCCGCGGCUCCGCUACGUCACACCCAGCCCGGACUACUGCGAGCCCGAUCCUGCGGCCGGCUCACUUGGCACACACGGAAGGCGGUGCAACGCCAGUGCAGGGAACGCCGCAGGUGGCUGCGGGCGGUUGUGCUGCGGGCGCGGGCGACGGGCCGUGCGGUCCACCCGACUCGAGCGCUGCCACUGCCGGUACCACUGGUGCUGCCGCGUCGACUGCCAGCUCUGCCGCAUCACCUCGGAGGAUCACUAUUGCAAUUAAAGACCCAAUAUCAUUCCCUUAGCAGACGUAGCAUAAGCAGUCUUAUUAAAUUUAUUUGUCCUUGUCUAAAUCUCGAGCUAAAUCUAGUUGCAUCGGCAAUUACACACUACAGCUCCACACUAUAAAAACUUGCAUGCAUAUAUUUACUAGACAUAGUGUGAUUAGUGUGAUUAUAGUGCUUAUAGAUUAAAAAAAAACGUAACCUAACCUUUUUAGGGUUUCGUAGUCACCUAAAAACCCUUAUAGUUUUGCCAUGUCUGUUUGUCUGUCUGUCCGAGGCUUUGCUCCGUGAUCGUUAGUGCUAGAAAGCUGCAAUGGAAAAGCUGGAUACAUAAAAUCAUGCAUUGCGACAGAACGGUAAAAUAAAAAGUAUAACAAAUUUUUUUUAGGGUACCUCACAUACAAAACGUUUUUUCUUGAACUUUUUUUUGCUUUGUCUCAAUAGUGUGGGGUAUCGUGGGAUAGAACUUAAGAGUGCGCCAUUAUUUGGCGUACCUACUGGCCAUCCCAGGGACCCUUGCGUAGGCAACAGAGGUCCCCGAGCCUGCCGCCCACGGGUGAAGGGGGAAGUCGACGGUCGCACGCCAAACGCCCCGCCCUAAGCGCUUGCGGCGCAGCGGUUGGGAGACCGGAUUUUCUUCCCUUUCCGCGGUCUCUCAUCUUGCCAUUACGUCUUCGCAGAAAGAGACCACCGCUUUCCAUGAUCUCUCGCUGUCUGCCAUAGUCUUCACCACGGCAGGCAGGGAGAGGUCGCGCCCCACUACAGCCACCAGUGUGGCCCGCUGUUCUGUCCAAGCUGGGCAUACAGCUAACGUAUGUUGUGCCGUGUCUUCAGCAGCACCGCACCCGUGACAUAACCUAACCUAGUGGUGGGCAAAGUACGGCCCGCGGGCUAUCUCCGGCCCGCAAAUGGAUUUUAACCGACUCGCCGCCGGUCCUAUGAAAUAAUUAGUGUAUGGCAUUGGCCCACGAUUAUCACAAAUCAAUAGUUAUUUGUACAACAAGAGAUCAAAGUUUGAUAUUUCUUCGAGUGCUUAUUUUGAGUCCCGUGCAAGCGAAAGAUUCUAUAAUAGAUUCACGAGCGUAGCGAGUGAAUCUAAUUUAGAAUCUUGAGCGUAGUAAGGGAUUCAAAAGCGCACGAGAUGUAAAUAACUUUGAUCUCGUGUAGUACACAAAAUUUUUCACCCUAAGCAGUGAGAACGUACCUAGAGGGACAGAGAUAAUAGAACCCAAGUAUAUCGAACUUGUAUUAGACCCCGCAUGUUGAAAUGAC